Plasmodium knowlesi strain H is the source of this 768-nucleotide messenger RNA. RefSeq names its product Plasmodium exported protein (PHIST), unknown function. The transcript is spliced from 2 exons. Lineage: Eukaryota; Apicomplexa; Aconoidasida; Haemosporida; Plasmodiidae. The record is from RefSeq and is a predicted model, not a curated record. The coding region runs from base 1 to 768 and encodes 255 amino acids.
AUGGAAGGGAAAAAAUUAGAGCGCGAGAAAUUUUCUCUUUUUUUGAGUCGCGCGCGCCGCUGUGUGGUAUCCGUGAUGGUGAUUAUUUCUAUCGUGGUCUUGAAUGAGCUUCUCUUGAAGGGUACUGUUGGAUCUCCUAAUCAGAUUGGCUUAAAGUCAAGAAAUUUAUCCGAACAUCCCGCGUACCCAAAUGAAUAUAUGACUAAUGAGGAUGGUCAGGAAGGAGCAGAAGACGCGCUUGGUGAGGUUACAGAAGAUUUGUAUGAAAGCUCACAAGGAAAUGGAAACACGGUAGAAGAACAUUUCCAAAGUGUGUGCGACGAAUCUGAGUUAAGUGAAAAGUGCCACAUCGUUUUUCACAGCUUUGAAGAAGAGGAUAUAAAUGAAAUAAUCAAUUCGGUGAAUGAUAAUUUAUUCAAGAGGGAGAUUCUUGAGAGAUGGAUACAGCUACACGAAGAUGCAGCAGGGAAGGUGCAGAGUUUGAAAGAGCAUUUAUCAUAUUAUUUGGAGAAAUUAAAAAGUUUGUAUAACGUGGAUGAAAACAUUGCAGAGGAACAGAUGCGGGAGAACAAUUAUACUAUUGAGUCAAAUGUUAGAAUGACCAAGGAGUAUCACAAUAAGCUCUUUUUCUACUACAUCAUAAAGGAUAAUUUGCCCGAGUCUGAUUACGAGAGUUUUAUAAAUAUAGCUAGAAACGCGUUUAACUUAUUUAUAAAUGAGCUAGUUACUAUGGGGGAGCGUACUCUAAAUAAAUGUGUACCUCAGUAA